GCUGCUAAGAAUUUCUCCAGAACUCCAACCUCUUGGGACGCUGAAGAUGAUAUUUUAUUAAUGCAUUUAAAGGAUGAGCAAAAAUUAGGUUGGAAAGAAAUUGCUAGUCAUUUUAAUAACCGUACUCCAAAUGCUUGUCAGUUUAGAUGGAGACGUCUUAAAUCGGGUAAUUUGAAAAAUCCGCCUAAAUCGGCUUCUUCCAUUGGCACUCCUCCCCAAAAUUCCAAAAUGAAUAGUCCAAUUUCUUCAAAUCAAUCCAUAAAUAAAAAACCUUCCAACAAAAAAAUUAAAAAGGAGCAGCCUGGUGGUGGAUUUCCUUCAACUUAUUCUCCGAUAAGCAAUGCUACUUUCACUGGUUAUGAUAAUACUAUUUCAAAUGCUUUAGCUGGUUUAAAUGCAUUAUCAAAUACUCCUUCUUCAAUUUCAAGUCCAGCUCCUCCCCAAACUAAAUAUAUUAAUACUACUAAUCAUCCUCAAACUUUUGAUAAAUCUCCUGAUUCUGAUCAAAAUGAAGUUUCUCUUGAUCCUCAAUCUCAUAAUAACAUUCCUCCAAAUGCUGGUGGUGGUUAUUAUGCAGAUAUUUCAAUUGAUCCAACAAUGAAUUUGCCUCAUAAUCAACCUCAUCCUCAUGGUCCAGCUGCUUUAACUACACCUCGUCAUUCCAUAGGUCAUGCUUCAGCUUUAAAUAAUUCUACUUCCAAUAACAAUCAUCAUGGUCGUCAUAACUCAACAACUGGUGCUUCUUCUCAUCUACAUACUGCUACAACUGCUCCUAAUUCAAAUAUUCAUAAUAAUUCUAUUAUUCAAAUCGUACGUGAUGAACGUAAUUCAAUUACUGAUACUAGAGCUUCAAUCUCUUCUCUUCCUUCAAAAUCAAUGAAUAUUCCUCAUCACCAACUGAAUAAUAACGCUUUGGCUCAUUUACCAAUUCUUUUCGGCGCUGGUGGUAGUAUAAGUGGUCCCUCACGUAAUUCAAGUAUUAGUGGUGCUGCUGGUAUAAUACCUCAAACUUCAGUUCCAAGUUUAAGAAAUGGUAGUAUCGUUGGUGGAACAAGUAUAAGUGGAAAUUCAAGAGCUUCAAUAAGUGGUCCGCCUUCUAAUUUACCUGGUCAUGGCCUGGGUUAUUAUUCUAGAUCAGGAUCAGUUGUAAUUCCUUAUAAUGCUGAUCGUAAAGAAGACGAAGUUUAUAAAUAUGAUACUAAAAAGUUUUCUUCAAUUUCAAAUUCAUCUAAAAAACCGAAAAAGAAAAAAUCAAAAAAUGAUAAUAAAUCUUCUAAACAAGGUCCUGAAAUUUCAUUACCUUGGUCAAUGGAAGAAGAUGAAUUAUUAAUUAAUCGUCGUACUCGUGAAUUAUCAUUUGCUGAAUUAUCAAUCUUAUUGCCUCAACGUACUGAAGGUGAAAUUUGGUCAAGAAUUGAUUAUUUAGAAAAACUAAGAAAUGGUCAUCGUCUGUCUUCUUCUCGUGAUCCUCGUCGUCGUAAAUCUUCAAUUGGUCUUGGUGAUGUCGAUGAUCUUUAUGAUGAUGUUGAUGAUGUAAUUGGUGGUAUUGGUGUAAGUGAAGAUGAAGAAGAUGACGACGAAGAUGACGAUGUCUUAGUUGAUGGCGUUGAUGUUGAUGAUAAUCUGUAUGUUAACUCUAGAAAAAGACGGAAAAGAAGAGCCAGCUCUGCCGUUAAUCCUCUUAGUGUGGGUAACUCCAUUCGAGAAAAACUACGU
Messenger RNA from Hyphopichia burtonii NRRL Y-1933, 1716 nucleotides. RefSeq names its product Dot6p (gene DOT6). The record is from RefSeq and is a predicted model, not a curated record. Lineage: Eukaryota; Fungi; Ascomycota; Pichiomycetes; Serinales; Debaryomycetaceae.